ACAAGGACCUCCUCACUCACUGAGCUGUGGACAUUUUAACAGAACUGUAGAAAUAUUAUGAUCAUCCGGAAUUUACACAUUUAUGUUUGCAAACUAAAGCGAAAGUAGGAUUUUUGAAACAAGUGGGCAUGAAUAGAGACGGAGAAAAAAGCGCUAAGACUGCGCUCCGCAGCCAGAAGCAACCCAGGGCGCACCAGCAGGCUUUGGUCCAGAAGAAGAAGAAAGAAUCGUUUAAGGAUGCUCAGAGCGGCUUCUGUCCACAGGAGACACUGUCAGGUCAGUGCGACUCUGUGAAGGAGGUGAAAACAGCGGGACUGCAGGGAAAGCGAGCCGGGAAAGUGUCAUCGAGUGUGACCGCGGAGAGCCAGAGGAGCCCCGGCGCGCAGAGGAAACUGUCCGACGCCAGCAACGCCUCGGAGGACCUGAGCAAAGACUCCGGCUGCCUGUCAGGGAAAGUCUCCUCCUCGGACAGCAGCUCGGAAAUAUCUGACUGCCCCUCGGAGGGCAACAAGAACGACUCUCCGAGCAGCGACAAUGAAUUAAGCUGGAUAGACGGCAGAGCUUACGUGAGCCCGGAGACAGGCGACGGCAAACCGUGCGCAAAGACAGCCAGAGACACCUGCGUCCUCCAGCCCAAUGCUGCUGGAGGAGGCCUCAGUUUGUUCAACUCAUCUGGGGCGUUUAUGGAUCUCAUGAUGGGGGAGACAACCGAGGAUCUUGUCAGGGAAGUGGACGACUUGAGAUCAGAAAACGAGUAUCUGAAAGACGAGGUGGAGGAGCUUCGAUGUGAGAUACUGGAAAUGCGUGACAUGUUCCAGGAGGAGGAGGUGUACCAGCUGCAGGAGCUGCGGCUGCAGCUGGAGCAGGCCAACAAGACAUGCCGCAUCCUGCAGUACCGCCUCCGAAAGGCCGAGCGUCGCAGCAUCCGAGUGGCUCAGACCGGACAGGUGGACGGAGAGCUGGUCCGGAGCAUGGAGCACGACAUCAAGGUCGCAAAGAGUGUGUCCCUCCGCCUGUUCAACGAGCUGGAAGCGGUGCAGAAGAAGAAUUCCCAGUUGGACUGGGAAAAUGAGGUUCUGCGUGAGAAAACGCAGGAGCUGGAAGUGGCCAAGCAGGUUUUACAGACCGAGGUGGAGAAAGUCAGAGAGAGCUCUUCAAAGAAGAAAAGCAUCCGAUCAGGCAGUAAGGCAGAAAAGAGGCUCUCUCAACAAAUUGAGGAUGACAGUGCCGAUCUCAAGUGCCAGCUCCACUUUGCCAAAGAGGAAUUAGCUCUAAUGUGCAAGAAGCUCACCAAGUUGGUAUCAGAGAGUGAGGCGAUGCGUGAGGAGCUGGCAAAGUACCGCUCAGCUUACGGCGAUGUAGAUGUCACCCAGUCACCAGAAGGCAAACAAAACUCAGCUCGUGCCAGAGAGGCGGAGGUCAAAGUGCAUCUGAAACUGGUGGAGGAGGAGGCCACACUCCUGAGCCGGCGCAUCGUUGAGCUGGAGGUGGAGAACCGUGGACUGAGAGCAGAAAUGAGCGACCUCAGAGAGAAAUUUGGAGGAGGAGGAGGAGGGGAAGAGGAAGAUGAAGAGAAUCGGGAUGUUGUGGAGGAAAGUGUUCCAGCAACACCGCUGGUGAAAGGCAGACAGGGGACGAAGAAAAGUUUCAAAAUGGGACCCACAAUGUGCGAGCAGGGUCAGGAAGAGGAGUCAGAAAAAGGAAAAGGUGAUGUUGAGACAUCUUUGCUUUGCAACCAGCCGCAGACUGCUUGUCACAUUACACGAGAAGGUCCAGUAGGAGGCGAGUGGGACCCUCACGAGAGUGAGAAUAACAGGAAACAAGACAGAGGACUCAAGGGGAUGAAUGUGAAAGACUUUGAAACUCUUCUUGCUCUCAGAGAUCAUUCCUGCAUUUUGAUUUCAGCCAUGCAGCUCCUCAUGACACCACCCAAAAACGGCCACAGCUCAUCUCCAUCAUGUGGUUUCACCUCUCCAACAGACGCAGACUUGAAUGGUAAAGCACAGAAGACCUUCAUAGCAGGGUCUUUAAAUGAGGCUGUGGAGCUUCUGCAGGCCAUGCUGUUGGCUUUCAUAGGGCGAGUGGAGACCCUUCUAACAGCAGAAGAUGUUGGCAAAAGCAAAGAAGGAUAUGCUCGGGACACUUUCUCUUUUCUUUGUGCCAAUCUUGAUGGUCACAAUAUGAAGGAGUCACAGAGUAAUCAGGGUUGUGCAGACGAGCUUCGCACCAAAGAGGUGAGGGAAAAAGCAAAGCAAACAAGACAAGCAUCUUCCAUCCAACGGGGCCUCGUCGACAGCUGCAGGGACCCAAAGAUGCGACUUUCAUUGCAGAUUCUGUGGAUCCUGCAUCAGUGGUGUCAAGUUAAAGGACUCGACCAGGAGGGAAAAGAGGGUAAAGACAAAACCUUAUCAGUGCUGCAAGAUUUGCUGCAAGACCUCGGUGCAGAGCUUCGGGAUAAGCGAAUUGAAUUUGACAGUGAAGCCGAAGCCGCUCCAGGCAAAGCAGCUGAGCGUUCUGUCAGCGAUGUUUUUCAUGAUGGACCACACUGCGAAGCUGACAGAAUCUGCAGCUCAAAGGGAAAAAGAUUCAGACGGCAGUUGUCUCCACACAGCUCUAAGACGAAGAACUGGUGCUAUCUGAGCCAGGAGGCUGCCCAGCUGGACCGAGAAGACCCCGUUAAGACGUGGGACCAUCUAAUUAUGCCGCUUAGCUUCCCUGAUCUAGACUUUGAGCAGAUGUCCAUGGAGAGGAGCCAUACUGCCCCAGAGAAGUCGACCUUCCGCAUCUACUACAGCCCCCCAUCAGCCCGCAGAGUCCAGCUAGCUCAGCUGAAGCUAAGUCCAGCUGUAGGCAGAGAAUCUGUGGACACCACCUCUCCCUGGUGCACACCACCGACCUCCUUCUCUCCGCUCUGUCUGGGCUCGUCGUCAAACCUGAGUGACGACAUGAAGGAAAUGACGGCAGGUUGGAGGCAGACAGUUCAGGAGAAGAGAGGGAGAUUAGGGGGCCGCUGGGUGGAUGUGGCCUGCUCAGGAACUCAGACCCACAUGAAGCCAAAGAUGGUGAGUGUUGGUCAGCAGACAGAUGGGAUUCAGGCGUCCAUCACUAUGAGAAACAGUCCUUCCAGAGUCCUGAACUCCUCCCUGGUCUCUGCUCGCUCUCACCACAUCUCUGCCUCACUGGAGGGUGUAGCAGGUCGAGUCGAGAGGCCAAGAACCUCCACCUCCUCGCCUAAACUCUACCGGAGACACUCUGCAUCUAGUCCGUCCUCUCUCGCUUCAUCCACCAAUACGAGCUCCUCCUCCUCUGCAUCCACCUCCAGAGAUCGAGCGCUGUGGAACCUGUCACACCAAAGCCACUCUGGCCUCACCUGGUCUCGACAGAACAGUCCCCGAGCAGGCGCAGGGCAGAACCACAGCUCCCUGAGUGGCGCCAAGCCUCCCAGCAAGUCUGCCAGCGGCAACCGGUAUGGUUUGGUGACAGAGUUUCUGCGCAGGGUGAGUGGCCGGGCAGACAAACCAGUGCCAGGGUCGGGGCAGAAGACUAAGGCCAGCCUGAAGACCCUGGAACGUGUUCCAACGAGGCCUCCAGCUGCCCCACUGCACAGGACCGACAGCGUGACCAGGAUCGUCAACCAGAGGUUCAUGAAGCAGAGAGAGGAAGCCAAUCGGACCCCGAGAGAGGAGAAGGGGAGCAGCCUGAACCAGAGCGUCAGACAGAACCAGAGUCCUGGCACAGCAGAGGAUGGAAGCUACGACUGCAGCUCCAGCAGCACGUUGACUUUCUGCUUCGCUCGUCCGUCUCGCACCACCCAGAGACAGACGUCAAACCCGAGCAAACUCCACCGGCACAGAUUCUCUCCUCCAGUGAGCAUGGACUCCAACUGAGGCUGAACAGGAGGAGAAACGGCAGCUUUUGCUUUGAUACCGCAGUCAGAGGCAAAAUUAACAUGUGAUCUUUAAAUGUUAACUCAGCUUUACGUGGGAUGUUUAGGAGGGCUGUGAGUAAACUGAUAAAUAGAUUUCUUUUGGUGCAAUUAAAAACAUCUCCUUUUACAGAUGGGCUUAAUCCUUAUUUCAAUCACUUAUAAUUAAUUUUAUACUGUCUGUACUGUAUUUUGUAGAGAAUAACCUCAUGUUUUGUUCAAUAAACAUCUAACAUGCUUGCA
Messenger RNA from Stegastes partitus (bicolor damselfish), 4168 nucleotides. RefSeq lists its product as uncharacterized. The transcript has 9 exons. The record is from RefSeq and is a predicted model, not a curated record. Bases 129 to 3887 code for a protein of 1252 amino acids. NCBI's taxonomy places the organism in Eukaryota, Metazoa, Chordata, Actinopteri, Pomacentridae. Gene Ontology annotation, biological process: regulation of autophagy.